UUGCAGAAAAUUUGGUUGAACAAGAGAAUCAGUUACGUUCACUUCAGUCUAUUGACUCAGGACCAAGUAGUUUGUGGCUGCAUUUACAAGAAGCUAAUACUAAAACACCUACUGGUUAUUGUUGUUCUUAUAUUUAAGGACUUAACAAUGUCAAAAUUUAGUGGUGCUUUGCAACUUACUGAUUUAAAUGACUUCAUCACGCCUUCACAAGAAUGUAUCAAACCUGUGAAAGUAGAGAAGUCAAAUAGCAGGACAGGUGGUGCAGCCAUUAAAAUAGAGGCUGAUGGAUAUUAUCAGCUGGAUGAAGAAAGUGGUGAACAGGUUCGCCUUAAAAAAGCAGAGAUCACAUUGAAUGACUGCCUUGCAUGUAGUGGAUGCAUCACAUCUGCUGAAAGUGUUUUGAUUGCUCAGCAAAGUCAAGAAGAGUUAUAUAAGGUUCUUUCAGAAAACCAAUCAGUUUCUGAUGAUCAAAAAAAGAUUAUAGUCAUCUCAGUAUCACUGCAAUCAUUGGCAUCUAUUGCAGCAAAAUUUAAUUUGGAGAUGAAUGAGUGUUUUACAAAGCUUACUACAUUUUUCAAGAAUCUUGGUUGUCACUAUGUAUUUGAUACAAACACAGCACGGAAUAUUAGCCUGCUGGAAAUGCAAGCAGAAUUUGUUGAAAGGUAUCAAUCUUCAAAGGACUGCUUGCCUAUGCUUUCAUCAUCGUGUCCUGGCUGGGUUUGUUAUGCUGAGAAAACACAUGGCCAGUUCGUUCUUCCCUACAUCAGCAACACAAAGUCUCCUCAACAAAUCAUGGGCACAAUAGUAAAACAUCAAUUUAGUAAGAUAUUAAAAAAAUCACCCAAUCAAAUGUACCACGUGACAAUUAUGCCAUGUUAUGACAAAAAAUUAGAGGCUUCUCGCGAGGAUUUUUACAACGAUGUGUACAAAGCGAAAGAUGUUGAUCUGGUCAUAACGUCAAUGGAAAUUGAAAGCAUGUUGCAAGAGAAAGAAGUGGAAUUGAUUGGAUUAACUAAUUCCCCCAUUGAUGAGCAGUUGAGUUUUGUUGAUGACAAUGGUGUUUUGUUAAAUCACUUUGGUAGUACUUCUGGUGGGUACCUCCAACAUGUCUUCUUGCAUGCCGCUAAACAGCUAUUUAAUGUUACUAUCAAAGACUUGCAAUAUAAGGUGUUAAAAAAUAAAGAUUUUCAAGAAGUUUUGUUGGAAACAAAUGGAGAAGUGAAAUUACGGUUUGCUUUUGCCUACGGCUUUCGAAACAUUCAAAAUAUUGUUCAAAAGAUCAAACGGAAGAAAUGCCAUUUUGAUUUCGUGGAAAUAAUGGCAUGUCCUUCCGGUUGUACCAACGGGGGAGGGCAAAUACGUGCAGAGACAAAAGAAGGAGCUAAGAAGUUACUUGAGCAAACUGAGACAUUAUAUCGAAGCAUACAAACAAUUGUACCAGAAGACGCAAAGAAGGACAGAAACAUAUUCAGAGAACUUGACAUUUUAAGAGACGAAUUUAAAACGGAAUAUCAUGCGAUCGAAAAAGUUAGCAAUGCACUCAAUAUUAAAUGGUGAUAUUUUUCUAGUACAUUCAAAAUUAAACUUAAAUUUGUUGCAACUGAAAUUGUAGGUUGUAUUUCUUGCUACAAUCUUGGACAAAAAAAGAGACAAGACCAGUUUGUUCCUUAUUUUUUAAAUAUGAACAAAAGUGUCAAACAGAUGGAGGCCAGGAAGACAGCUUCAAAGUCGCUACACUUGCGGGCCAGAAAUACAGCGUGGAAACUUGCUAGUCAGAUUCUCUAGCUUGCCCCCACACUUAAAUAAUCCACGUCAAGGUCCACGAAGGCCCCAAAAUUCGUGAAAAAUGACCAUGCAGACGUCAGCAACAAUUAGCACAUUUUAAGUUUCUUCUUACUCAAAUAGCCUAAGAUCCUAAGUGCUAAGUCCAUUCUGAACAUUGACAAGUUUAAAAUGUGUGAAUUUAAUAUAGAAAUAACCUACGCAAUUACUUGUGGUGGCGAACUUCGAAACUAGCUGUCUUGUCUCAACAUAUUAUGACCAAGAUUGUAGGUGCCAUACCAUUUUUUCAACCUUUGUGUUAAUUUACUUUUGUUUUAUAAUAUUUCAACAUUUUUUCCAAAUCACGAAAAUAUAUAAUACACCAAUUUCUA
This is a messenger RNA of Hydractinia symbiolongicarpus, 2153 nucleotides long. Its product is annotated as cytosolic Fe-S cluster assembly factor narfl-like. NCBI's taxonomy places the organism in Eukaryota, Metazoa, Cnidaria, Hydrozoa, Anthoathecata, Hydractiniidae. Bases 148 to 1557 code for a protein of 469 amino acids. The record is from RefSeq and is a predicted model, not a curated record. Gene Ontology annotation, biological process: iron-sulfur cluster assembly. Gene Ontology annotation, cellular component: cytosolic [4Fe-4S] assembly targeting complex. Gene Ontology annotation, molecular function: 4 iron, 4 sulfur cluster binding. The transcript is spliced from 5 exons.